Fusarium coffeatum is the source of this 1461-nucleotide messenger RNA. RefSeq lists its product as uncharacterized. The transcript is spliced from 2 exons. The coding region runs from base 1 to 1461 and encodes 486 amino acids. The record is from RefSeq and is a predicted model, not a curated record. NCBI's taxonomy places the organism in Eukaryota, Fungi, Ascomycota, Sordariomycetes, Hypocreales, Nectriaceae.
AUGACCGAGCCUGUAGUCUUGUCCUCUCCUGGCCAAUCUCCGACCCGUCGGCGCCAAGGAAAGGUCACUCAACAGGUUGCCUAUUAUGGUAGCCAAAUGAAGACGAGUGACUGCGACACCAACAGUGACCAAGAAUCGUUCAAUGCUGUUUCCAGAAUCUAUACACCAUGGACCAGCGACCCAUAUGCUAACAUUGCGGGCCACACUGUCGAUCCGUUUGAUACCCUUUGCGAAAACCCUGAUCGUCUACGGCAGCUUUUGAGACAUCCAUCGGCCAGAUACGCGGGAGAACCACUAUUUCGCAUUGACGAAUCAAAUAAUUCUGUUCUCUUCCAAAGUCUCAAUCACCUGUCUUCCUUUCUGACAGACAAAACACUAUUCCAUGCUCUUUCUCUCGUCCUUGCGUUGGAAGCAAAUAAUCACGUACCCAAUUAUGAGACACUGUAUCACCGUGGUAAAGUUCUCGAAUCUCUCAAUCUGAACCUAGGCGAUGCCCCAUCGCUGCAAUGCAUAACAGCAAUUCUCAUGCUGAUAAGCUAUGAAUACCGGGUCCGGGACAUGAGGCCUGCUGCAGCUACUCAUAUUCGUGGUUUGCAGACUUUACUCCACCAGUUUGAUGUAUUGGCUAGUGGGUAUAAUCCUGCAGGCAUACAGAAGACCCAGCGAGCUUUAUUCUGGCAGGACAUAAUGUGUUCCUUGGCAACUGGGACCCCUCGGCUACUGCAAUUUGAUGUUAAUGACGCCUUUGCCCGCUUGAGGGAGGACAGUAGCCACCGAAAAUACUUUGUUCUGCCCGAAGGAUUUAAAAUACAUAUUGAUGGCUGGCCUGCGACGUCUGUUCGUGUACUCGCAGAUCUCAACGCCUUAUGCUGCGUAGUGGAUGCAGUGCACAGACAAAAACGGCUACCAGGACGAUCUGCAGAUCUCGAUGGGAACGAUACAACCGUUUCCAUUCCACUAAUGGAAGAUCUAGAUGAUGAGGGCUAUCCGCUGUCCAACGCCCAAGCGAACUUGCAGAUCCGUCUCGUCGAUCUUCUCAGUGAAACCAGGACCAGCCCACAAAAAGAGCAGACCCUUAUCUACAGAGCGUGCCUUUUCGCUGCGUACCUCUGCACAUACAGACUGUCAUCAGGUAUCUGGGAAGGAUAUUUUGCGCCCGAAAAGUGUGUCGCAGAGAUCCUCAACUGUAUGGAGAAUUUUACAAAACACAUGUCACCUUGGAAACUCGCCCCGGACAUCUCAUUCUGGUUGCUACUUGUCGCUGGUGGUCUCACAAAGAGCCAGGUCAAUAGAAAUCGAGCAGCGUUGUUGGUGCAACGCUAUCGAUGCUUCUACCCAAGCGAUUAUGGUCAGGACUGGGAAAUUGUGGAGGGCAAGUUAAAGGAGUUUAUAUGGUGUGAACAUGCGAUGAAAAAGAAAUGCUAUGCAUUCUGGCAAGAGUGUCAUGAUGUUCAGCAUUAG